Messenger RNA from Brassica napus (rape), 1020 nucleotides. Its product is annotated as basic leucine zipper 43-like. The record is from RefSeq and is a predicted model, not a curated record. Gene Ontology annotation, molecular function: DNA-binding transcription factor activity. Lineage: Eukaryota; Viridiplantae; Streptophyta; Magnoliopsida; Brassicales; Brassicaceae. The coding region runs from base 329 to 841 and encodes 170 amino acids. The transcript has a single exon. Gene Ontology annotation, biological process: regulation of DNA-templated transcription.
GUUUAACUAUUUAAGGUGAGAACUCGAAUGCACAACAUAAAUUCGCAAUUAAUAGUAUAGAUAUAGGAGGUAUGAUUUUUUGCUUUUCUGCCUGUAUAUAUAUUUUUAACAUCUCUUCUGCCUGUAUAAAUUACGAAACGUAAUAGUAAGGAAUUUAUUUUUUAAUUUACAGUAUGCUGUACACACACAAUAUAAUCAAUAGGACCCACGUCUCAAUGAUUCGUUCUUAUUCUAACUCUCCAACUUUGUAUAAAACCCUCCCCACUCCCUCUUCUUACUUCAAACUCAUCCAUCUUCAUCUCUCACUCUUAUAUACCAAACUAAGACCAUGAUUCCGGCGGAAAUCACCGGUUACUUCCAAUACCUAUCGCAGGAAAACCUAACUAUGAUCCCGGCGGAGUUCAACGUAAUAAACAUGCCCUCAUCUCCAACCUCUUCCUCUUCGCUGAACUACCUAAACGAUCUCAUCAACAACAACAACUAUUCCUCAUCAUCCAACGGUCAAGAUCUCAUGUUGAGCAACAACUCAACUUCCGACGAAGAUCAUCAUUAUAAUCAUCGUCAGAGCAUCAUCAUACUCGACGAGAGGAAGCAGAGGAGGAUGCUUUCAAACAGAGAAUCCGCGAGGAGGUCGAGGAUGAGGAAACAAAGACAUCUCGAUGAACUCUGGUCUCAGGUGAUAAGGCUUCGCAACGAGAACAACUGUCUUAUCGAUAAGCUGAACAGCGUAUUGGAGACUCAGGAUAACGUAUUGAAGGAGAACUCUAAACUCAAAGAAGAAGCUUCUGAUCUCCGACGGCUUGUCUGUGACCUAAAAUCUAACAAAUACAACAGUUUUUAAGAGAGUUCGAAGAAGUUUAGUGUUUCUUCAAGUUGAAUCGGAGGGGCAGAGAUUUUGAGUUAUAGUUGGUUCUCGAAUAUAAAGUUGGUAAACAAUAUGUACCAUAUUGUAUUAUACUCUGAAGUUAAAUAAUGUAAUACAGUUCUGGAGCAUAUUCAUGUUCUCUACUUUUUUGGAUA